AUGGAGUCUUUACCAAAGACAUGGACAAAGAUUCUUUUACUGUGUGCUGUAUUCACUGUCAGUCAAUCAGUGGAAAGAUAUGUGUGUCGUACUUGCCAAUAUCAAAGCAAUAUGAAAGAUACAUCAUGUAUAUACGAGGCAGAAAACAUGACUGAAAUACAAAAUAACGUUAAAUGUCCAGGAUUGUGUUUAAUACAAAGUAGAUGGGAUAAAGAAACUAUGUUACCAACAUUUCUACUUCGUGGCUGCUCAAAUUUACCACGCGAAACAGAAGAUGUUUGUAAUGAGGAUGUUUUGGGAUAUGAGUGUCUUUCACAGUGUAGUGGACAUUAUUGUAAUGUUGAUUUGGGACUUACUCCAGGUGGAAGUCAGAGAGCAGCAAGUCGAAAUCUAGUAGUCGCUAUGACCUUCGGUUUCAUCUUUCUUGUCAAGUAA
This is a messenger RNA of Lottia gigantea (owl limpet), 435 nucleotides long. RefSeq lists its product as hypothetical. Lineage: Eukaryota; Metazoa; Mollusca; Gastropoda; Lottiidae. The transcript is spliced from 3 exons. The coding region runs from base 1 to 435 and encodes 144 amino acids. The record is from RefSeq and is a predicted model, not a curated record.